Molecule: messenger RNA, 220 nt
Organism: Racocetra persica
Lineage: Eukaryota; Fungi; Glomeromycota; Glomeromycetes; Diversisporales; Gigasporaceae
Source: the annotation of a GenBank genome assembly
GUUUGAUACGACUAAAUCAUUUUUAAAUGAAGAACAUGUAAACAUAUCAACUCGAGAUGAAUUGCAAAAAAAAAUUGAAAGACUUUCAACCACACAUAUUCUUUCAAAGCUAAAUCAUUCGCAACUUAUAAUUUCACGUAGAAAUGAAAUAGUUGAAUGUGGCACAUGUAAAGAUGAUGAGAGAAAUGAUUCGCAAGAAAUUUUUAAUAUACUCGAAUAA